Aplosporella prunicola CBS 121167 is the source of this 915-nucleotide messenger RNA. RefSeq lists its product as uncharacterized. The record is from RefSeq and is a predicted model, not a curated record. Lineage: Eukaryota; Fungi; Ascomycota; Dothideomycetes; Botryosphaeriales; Aplosporellaceae. Gene Ontology annotation, molecular function: protein binding. The transcript is spliced from 3 exons. Bases 1 to 915 code for a protein of 304 amino acids.
AUGGCCAUCACCCAUUUCCUGGCGGGGAUUCUCAGUUGCCGUGGAAAUCAUGAAGAGGCGGAACAAAUUCAUCGACGCACUUUUCAUGACUCUAUGGUUUUGCUCGGCCCAGAAUGCCAGGACACAUUGAUUUACGUGAACGGGUUUUCGGGGGCCCUUUCAAGGAAAAACAAAUUGGACGAGGCAGAAGUACUAUUGCGACAUAUAGUACUAACUAUGAAAAGAGCUGGCUCAGAAGACACUAUGAACAAUUUGAUAUAUCUGGGAGGCUUGGCAAAUCUACUUCGAAGAGCAGGUAAACUUGAGGAAGCAGAAAAAUUGUUAAGAAAAGUGGUCGCAGGGCACACAAUGCUAUUAGGGCUUCGCUGUCGAAAAGACAAAUUUGAAGAGGUAUGGAAUUUUUUCAUGCAAAAUAAAUUCGAGGAAGCGCAUGAAAUAUGCAAAAAAGUUGUUAACGAAAAAGAACGGGUAUUUGACAAGCUAGAUUCGGACAGGCUAGAAUCUUGUGGUCAAUUUGGAGUUGUUCUACAAUGCAUGGGCCGAUAUGAAGAUGCGGAAGGGAUGCAUAGAAAGGCUUGGGAAGGAUGGGGAGAGUUACUUGGAGAAAAUGACUGGGCGGCAAAAACAAGCUUGAAAGAUCUCAAGCUGGCCUUGUGGUGUCAGGGGAAAGUGACAGAGACCGAUAAUGAUGGGAACGUGGAUGAGAUAGACGGAAAGCAAGUCUGGGACUAUUCAAAACCUGGUCCCCACCGCAAACAUAUCUGUCAUUGGAGGGACAGAAUACCACCGGAGGGCAGCAAUGUGGGACAAGAAGGCGUUAAUUGGGACGAAAUCCCCAGCGCAUUGGAGGGACUGAGUAUAGCAGAGGCUGUCAAACAGGGUAUUCUUUCCAACGGGGAAAAGGUUGAGCGUUGA